AAAUUCACACGCGCAAUGGUGGCAUCUCAGGUGAGGCGAAAGAUGCUAAAACCCUAAGCUGACAGAGUAAGCGGAAAAAACCGUGGGAACCCUUUUGCCUUCACCAAACGCAGUCUUUAUCUUCUUCGUCAACAAAAAAUCGUUAUCUUCUCCGCCACCGCGAUUCCCAUUCUUCACAAAUAUCAGAACUCAAUGGAGCCACCCGCAAAAAAGUGGCUCCUACCUAGGUCACGCAUGCGCCAGAGAACCACUAAAAUCCACUACACAGGUUCAAGCAGGUAGCCAUAGCAGAAUCAAAGACACAACACAAUCUUCAUUUCCCACCUCGUUCUUCCAGAAGCACUUACAAACAAUAAAUCACGUUUAUAAUCGAACUGUGUCUUCAUCUCCGCAGCAUUUUUUGGGCCACUUUUUAAAAUCUCCGUCACUCGCAUUUUCUAAUUGCGAACUAAGAAGUGUGGCGUCGUGGAUAGAGAGAUCCAAGGCCCAGGCUGGCCCAACGAAGAAAAAGCCCGAAUCGCGUCCACGUUCGGCGAAUUAGAACCGAUGUUAUCGACUUGGAACCCAUGGGUUCAAUCAGAAUGGCCGAAGCCUGGUUCGUCAAGAUCGCGUGCACCAUUUUCGUUCGCUCUUCCUCGGUGGACCCUUUCCUGGGCUAUUUCAGUAAGCACCUAACCCCUUCGCUCGUUUAUGAGGUCGUGAAUAAGUUGAACAUUCCCAAUUUGGGUUUCAAGUUCGUUGAAUUCAGUAGACACAAGUUGCACAUGAGUCACCCUUAUUUGACGUAUAAUCUGCUCUUGAGGUCACUUUGUCGAUCGAAUCUUCACAGUGCCGCGAAAUUGGUGUAUGAUUGGAUGAGGUGUGACGGGCAGAUUCCUGAUAAUUGGUUGUUAGGGUUUUUGGUUUCUUCGUAUGCCGCUGUUGGUAGGAUAGAUAUUUCGAAGGAACUGCUUGCGGAUGUUCAAUGUAAUUGUAAUGUUGGAGUCAAUGCUGCUGUGUAUAACGACUUGUUCAAUGUUUUGAUUAGGCAGAGUAAGGCACUUGAUGCUGUUUUUCUGUUUAGGGAGCUUGUCAGGUUGCGGUAUAAACCCGUGACCUACACAGUCAAUAUUUUAAUGCGAGGGUUGUGCAGGGCCGGGGAAAUUAGCGAGGCUUUUAAGCUUCUUGAGGAUAUAAGGAGUUUUGGUUGUUUGCCAGAUUUAAUUACGUAUAAUACUCUUAUUCAUGGUUUGUGUCGGAUUAGUGAGGUGGAUAGAGCUAGAAGUUUGCUAAAGGAAGUUUGUUUGAAUGGGGAGUUUGACCCUGAUGUUGUUAGUUACACGACGAUAAUAUGGGGUUAUUGCAAGUUGGGUAUGAUUGGGGAGGGGACUUUGCUUUUUGAUGAAAUGAUUAGAUCUGGAACUUUGCCUAAUACGUAUACCUUCAACGCUAUUAUUGAUGGAUUUGGGAAGUUGGGUGACAUGGCCUCUGCACAAGCCAUGUAUGAGAAGAUGCCUGUUAAUGGUUGUCCACCUGAUGUUGCUACUUUCACUUCUUUAAUCAAUGGGUAUUUUCGAGUUGGGAAGGUGCACCAAGCAAUGGACAUGUGGCAUAAAAUGAACGACAAAAAUAUUUGUGCGAGUUUAUAUACAUACUCUGUUCUUGUUAGUGGCCUUUGCAAUAAUAACAGACUACACGAAGCUCGGGAUAUUUUGGCACUGUUGAAUGGGAAGGACAUUGUUGCACAGCCAUUUAUCUAUAAUCCUGUUGUUGAUGGAUAUUGUAAAUCCGGCAAUGUUGAAGAGGCUAAUAAAGUUGUAGCAGAAAUGGAAAUGAAUAGAUGCAAGCCGGAUAAGUUAACAUAUACCAUUCUUAUUAUUGGGCAUUGUAUGAAAGGGAGAAUGCUUGAAGCAAUUAGUAUCUUUGAUAAGAUGUUGGCUGUUGGUUGUGCCCCGGAUGAAAUCACUGUAAAUACUUUAAGAUCCUGUCUUUUGAAGGCUGGAAUGGCCCGUGAAGCUGCCCGUGUUACGGAGGUUAUUGGUCAGAACCUGCUCUGCAGUACUUCAUCAUUGAAGAAAUCUUAUAACAAAAGCACACAUGAAGAUGUUCCUGUUGCUGUUAUUGAAGUGAUAUUGCAAACCAGUGGUUAGACGGGCCUUCGACCACUUCCACCAUAUACGUUGAGUGCUGGGUGCACGUGUCUCCAGUGUGGAUCAAAGUAAUGCUAUCAUCAGAGGCAGAAUGUCUCUUUUUUUCCUGGAGAUUGUAUUUACAUUGCAUGGUCAUUCUCUUCCAAGUUUCAGCUGGUUAUUUUUGAACCCGGAGUUAGGUAUACUCUAGUUAACUUUGAGUUGAUUUUUCAUUUUUCAUGGUCUCAGCCAGUCUCAAGCUCAAGUAAAUGAGGAGGAGACUUUAGUUAGGCCUUUGACAACCGACAUAAAACUUCUCAAAAUCCCAAACACGGAUUUUUCAUUGUCCUCUGGAUUUUGAAUUUUGUUUCUUACUUGAAAUAGAUUUUAUCCAGUCUUUUCUUUUGUAAACUGUAGUGCUAGUUAAUUGAUUUUCUUGUUCAUAUGGAAGUGCAUUUACUUGAUAGUAUACUGAAUUCUACUUGAAAGAAAUUAAAUAAAAUGAAAUGUCAAGCUCUUUUUUCUUGUAAACUUUACAGUAAAUAUACUAUAUUGUACAAAGAUAGGGGAAGUAUUAUCGAGGAUUUGAUGAGACAAAACCUUUGAUAAGAGAAAAAUUAAGGAAAUUAUUGUCUUCUUAGGCUCAAAAGUUGGUAACAUGCAGGAUAGAAAGUGGUUGUAUAACAAAAUUCUUGAACAUUGUUGUCAUCUAUGAUUGUGUGGAAAGAUUUGGGCCGAAAUGCAAGGAAUUCUGUAAUACUACAGUUCAUUUGCAAAAAGCCUCCUGUCGUUCGAAACUCAAUAACACAAUUCCUUGUUCUUAAGUAAAUUCUGUGUAUUGACUCAAUACAGGCAGUUUUCUGCACAUGGAUUAGUGGUUAAAAUCACUCUGCAAGAUCUGGUAAGUUAUGCCUCUUGAGUUACUGAGUUUUGAGCCAUAUGGGAAAUUUGUAUCCGUUUGCAUUUGACAAAGUAUUUAAUAAUGGGGUUUCUCCGCAAGAUGCUUAUAUUGAGAUAUCUCAAUUGGUACAAAGGGCGCUUGAUGGGUUCUAUCUAGGUGAUUUUAACUUGCCACUUUUGGCUCAUUAUUUUAGACAGAACUAAUGCAUAGAAAAUAGGUAAAAAUGGAGUAUGAAAACUUCAAAACAUUAAAGCUGUAUCUGAAUUUCUUUUGAUUUUGGAUCAAUAUGGAUUUUAUUUUUAAUAUUUUGUGCUAUUUUAUCUCUUAGAAAUUAAAUGAAGAAUGAAUAAAUUCUGAAUUUUGGUGCAGGCUUAUGUUCUAGGAUACCCACCAAACCAAUGGGAAAUAGUUUGCUCACAAAUGUAGACUUCUAUUUGAUGAAGAGAGAGAGGAGAUAUAUCCCCAUUACUUGGAUGCGAGACGAGGACAACCCCGCCAGCUUCUUGCAAGAAGCAUUUACAAAAUCUUGUGCAGAGAGGUAGAGAAGGAACUAACAUACAAAAGAAUGACCUUAACCACAGGUCCAACAUGAAGGUUUUAGAGCAUCUCCAUUUCGACGUGUUUAAUGUUAAACAUAGAUUUUUCCUGGUUUUGACGUUGGAGAUGAAUAAAGUGGGGAGUUGUUUUACCGUACCUGAGACAUCGGUUUUGGUAGAAAGCAACUCCUGCAUUCCAGCGUGUAUAACAUGGGGAAUCACACAAGGAUCAGGGGAAUCAAUUCUAUUGGGGUAAACAAAUGCUUGAAAAGUAAAAAGUGAAAAUAAGUGAUAUGUAUCAAUGGAAGCUAUAGAAAAACGAAACAGCUUAAAGAAGAUUCUUGAAAUGGAGAUACGUAUUUGUCUUUGGUUA
Molecule: messenger RNA, 3918 nt
Organism: Vigna unguiculata (cowpea)
Lineage: Eukaryota; Viridiplantae; Streptophyta; Magnoliopsida; Fabales; Fabaceae
Molecular function (GO): protein binding
Source: RefSeq, a predicted model, not a curated record